Molecule: messenger RNA, 1118 nt
Organism: Ectocarpus sp. CCAP 1310/34
Lineage: Eukaryota; Phaeophyceae; Ectocarpales; Ectocarpaceae
Source: the annotation of a GenBank genome assembly
AUGUCUGCGAAGAGGGUACCGGCUCCCGCUGGAGACCAACCGAUCAACGUCCAAACUCUUCUCCGUGCUGGGCACUACCUCGUGGUGUUUUCUUGGUGUGCUUGUCCAAUCGAACGCAAACAGACUGCACGAGCGUUCGCUCCCCCACCAGGGGACGCUUCAGCUCUAUCCCCUUGAAGUCGAAUUCCGACACGCCUCCACCAAACACCGCUUUCCUUCAGAACGCUACAUUUUUUAUUUUUCUUAGUAUGACACAACGAGUCCAUCUCUAUCAUAGAAAAGAGUCAGAGACAGAUUAACAAUGGAAUCAUAGCGUCAGAGAAAACUACCUGUGUGUCUACGAUUUCCCAGACAGCAUAUAGAGACAUCUCCCCUGUGGGUAACAGGCUCAACAAAUCAGUUUGGUAGCUGUCUUGUGUGUCUCAUAUAUGUUAUGUUGGGAAGGUGCAGACGAAAGGUGUUGGGUACUGUUGGGUAGUCGGGCGUUUUGUGUGUCGCACCCUAUUAGUUCUAACACAUGCAAUCUCCAUCAGUUUACAAACAUAUCCUCAGUUUGGUAUGCAUAUGUGCGGAGUAUGUGCGGCUGAUGUGCCAUCUCUAUCAUAGAUAAGAGUCAGAGACAGAUUAACAAUGGAAUCAUAGGGUCAGAGAAAACUACCUGUAUGUCUACGAUUUCCUAGACAGCAUAUAGGGACAACUCUCGGGUGACAGGCUCAAAAGAUCAGUUUGGUAGCUGUCUUGUGUGUGUCAUAUAUGUUAUGUUGUGGAAUUUCAUGUCGUUAAAUGUGAGAAGGGCACGUGAGAACAUUUCUCAUCAUUGCCUCCUGAUGACGUGGUCGCCGAUAGAGGCGUGUGGUUGAUGAGGUUUCAUAACCGACAUGUGGGCGUGUGUUAAAUGCAGUGGGUGUGUUCACCUCUCUCGUCCGUGUGUAGGUAGGAGGUAUGGCUACCUCUCCCAUUUGUAGGCAGCGUGCACCAUACUUGUAAAUAUAGUCUAGACAGAGUUCAUCAUUUCAUGCAUGUUACAUCAUUUGUGUUUGACAAGGGAGGAAUGAAAGGUUGUGCGUAUGGGUACGGGGGUACUCCCUGUGUCCGUGUUGUUCCCAUUUUUGCCGCCU